Molecule: messenger RNA, 27919 nt
Organism: Spirometra erinaceieuropaei
Lineage: Eukaryota; Metazoa; Platyhelminthes; Cestoda; Diphyllobothriidea; Diphyllobothriidae
Source: the annotation of a GenBank genome assembly
AUGGAGAACCGGGAACUCACGUCUGAUCGAAGUUAGUUCAUUUAUAUUCUUUUUUUCCUGCUGAAUCGAAGCUUUGUUCCUAAUACUUUAUAUGGAAAAGUUUUUAAGCUUGUCUUGUUAAUUAUUCUCCAGCUACCAAGCCAAGCUCUCAAUGGGAUAGCCCUAGCACUCCAUCAUCCAGCGGCACUGCCUUAUAUGACCGUAAUAACUCCGACCAGGAGAUGCUGGGAAAGAGGAGCCCCUCCGCGUUGACGCCGAGGAGCACAUCCGCAUCCACACGGCCUGACCCUGCCUCUGCUGCUUCUCUGUCAAAAUCCUCAUCCAGUCGUGUAGCGUUGACACCCACCACUUCGCAUGGCAGUAAUGCCAGCCUCUUUUCAACGCCACCCUCCUUUUCAGCGCCACCACCACCACCGCCUGGUUACUCUAUGUCGCCCCCACAGGCCACUCCUGACCCUGCCCCCAACUCCCUCGGCUACCAGCGCCAUCCACACCAUCCUUCUUUCUCUGCCUCUACGGAGAGCCAACAGCAGCAGCAACAGCAACGAGAACACAAAUCUCGACCGGCCACUACUGUCUUGUGUGCCGACAACAGUCCGUCUAUGACAGAUAGGCGCUCUCAUCUGAGGCAGACCCCUGGCCACGAGGCGCCUCUCAUGAAGACGGCCAAAAAGGGCGACCUGGAGGGCAUAAAGAUUCUCUUGAAGGAGGGUGUGAAUAUAAAUGAACAGGAUUCCUCCGGUAGGUGUGCGUAUUUUGUCUUCAUUUCGCCCCUCUACCCUUCCGAGCCACAUCAACUAGUUUCUCGUAGUGUGCCUCUUAGGCCAAUUUUCUAUAUUUGCCGUGCAAUGUACUGCUUUUCUUGUCUCUGCCAAGGUCGGACAGCUCUGCAUGAGUGUAGCAGUCGAAACCACUCGCGUGUCGUGGCCUACCUACUGAGACAUAAUGCUGACCCCAACCUAAAGGCGGCACGGGGUAAUACUGCCUUGCAUGAAGCGGCGCAGGCCGGCCAUGUCCGCGUCAUUCGCUCUCUGCUUCGUCACGGCGCCGAUCCGAAAAUAUCUAAUGGCAAUGGUGAUCGGGCUAUCGACCUAUGUCCGAACGAACUGAGUGCGACUAUUCUUCGUCAGGUGGGCCUUUAUAUAUAUGUAUACAGUCCUCUUGCGAUGCAGUCCUUCUUGCAAACUAACCUCACGUAAAGAAAUGUAGCACCGUCCCGGUGCUCCAUAUCACCCUUUUAAGAGUUUCGCCGAUAUUGAUUCAGGUAUUAUAUUAAGGAGUCUUCUAAUUCUGUAGCUACGCCGCCUCGAACACCGAACGUCGUCCUCGUUAUCGCGAGCAUGGUUCAUCAUGAAUCUACGCUUUUUUCUGUCGAGCACCCUGAUUUAAUCAAGCUAAACUGAUAACUAGGACUUCUCGAGGCAUGCGAAAUUCCAAUACUAGAUGGGCUUCCACGGGCAUCCAUAUCCGGGACGAUGCUAUAUCACGUCCAUUCGUUCGUUUCAUUAAGGCACUGUGGACCUCGAACAAAGUUCUGAAAGUACAGGUGUGCUAACUUAUGAGAUGUUAACUAAAAUUCUGAAAUGCGUUUUCGUUUCGGAAAGAUCACUAACGUAUGGUUUUAAAAUUAAUAAUCAUGCAGCAUAAUUCUAUAGCAAUUCAGUUACACCGAGAUGCCGGCUUUCGAUCGAACUUAUUUCCUGCCGCAUGCGAAAACCACACUCUGUGACAAAUGGCUAUCUAAGUAGCAUGAAUUUUCCUCAUUGAUUUUCGAUGCCCUCAAAAAUACAAUUAUAUGUCAUGGAAAACAUGCAUAAAAAUAUUCAUUAUUUUACUCAUUCGGUAGAAAAUUAUUUCUUCUUUAAUACACUAAGGGAGGGUAUAAUUCGGUUUUAAGAAAGUUCCUAAUUAUGAGAUUUUUUAAUAGCCUGAAAUGCCCGUUCAUAAAAGAUCGUGUCUCUGCAUUUACUAAUGUUGCUUGUAAAGUUUACAAUAUGGCUCCAAUCCACUGUUAGAUUUCAUGAAACCCUUUUGGUCUCCUCUUAAUGCCCUAGAGAAAUGUAUGGUUUUCCAUACGCAGAAAAUAUGCGGCUUGUAGUUUGGAAGCCCAGAAUACAAGUGUAACGGCAGGUCAGGUUCAAAAUCAUUCGGGAAUUCGAAAAGUUUUUAAAAAAGGAAGCAUACCCUUCCUUUGAGUAUAAAAGUAGAAGAUGCCCUUUUCUACCGAAUGAGUAAGAGAAUGAAUAUUUUUAUGCAUGUUUUCCAUGAAAUAUAAUUGUAUUUUUGAGGGCAUCCAAAAUCACUGAGGAAAAUUCAUGCUACUUGGGUAGCCAUUUGUCACAGUGUGGUUUUUGCAUGCGGCCGGAAAGGAGUUUGUUCGAAAGCCGGCAUCUCGAUGCAACUGAAUUAUUAUAGAAUUAUGCUGCACGAUGAUUAAUUUUAAAACUCUACUUAAGUAAUCUUUUCGAAAUGAAAACGCAUUUCAGAAUUUCAGUUAACAUUUCAUGAGUUAACAAAACUACUGUAUUUUAUGCAUUCACUGUCGUCCCCGUCUGCAAGGACGGAAAUAAGUCCGCUGUCCGUUGAUGCUGAAAUUUUACCUUGAAAAUUGCCGAUCAGGAAUAGGCAAAGUUAGAACGAGUCUAGGAUGCAUUUAUCAUGCAUCCACUGCCAUAUGGGCAUAGGAACUUUGUAGGGCUUUUGGGUAUGCUGCAAAUGCAUAAGGUGACCAUCUGUUCUCUCUGAAUUUCGCUUAUAAAGUUCUUUACCAGUGUGUCUGUUUCUAAAAGUAGAAACAAGCGGUUUGUGCUGGGUAAUGUUGCUGAUUAUAACACGUUCCACUUAAUGACUUCCAUAUUUUCAGCGUCUGACGAUUUCACUGAUUUAAGUCAGCAAUGAUGGCGUCCGACGGUUUAUAGCGAAAUGCUGAAAGUAGUGGGCAGCGUCAUUUUAGUCUACGGCAUUAUUUCAUGUUUGGACUAGGAAGGGAGGCAGACUGUCUGGAAACUGGAAUUACUUAUGCUUACUUGCGUGGCCCAAGAUCCCGAUGAGAUAUUCGUCAGCAGAAGAUGGGCUGUACAAUCGCCAAUCGAGAAAUGUCCGCUUCCGUCCGUUAGUCAGGAUAGAUAGGUGAAGGCGCUACCCUUAUGGGACCGUGCAGCAUCUGCAUCCGACCGGCUAUGUUAGACAGACAAACAAAUUGUCUUUUAAAGCCGAAAUUAUGUGUACGAGUGUGUCCAAGGCAAUUAGAGUCUGUAAACCAUCAAGACCAUCCUGUCUAUGGACAAACAGUUUACUUCUUUCGCAAGCAAUUUCACAUGAAAACAGUAACCAAAGCUAACAACCUCUGUUGCCCUGACUUGUCGGGCAAAUAUCGAAAUGAACUUCCGCGUCACGCCUUGCUUCCUCAAUCUGGUAAUCACUUAGUGAACGAUGUUGCCCUAGCAAUAACUCAUUUAAAGCAUAUAAAGGGGCUGGUCCGAUCGCCGAGGCCCAUUAUGCUAAAUCGGUCCGAUACUCGUGGAAAUGGGGACACUGCUGCAUCCCCAGCACUCCCGUUCUUGUUUUCCCCUCUUCUCAAAGGCAAACGUCAGGAGUAAUAAAAUCUUGCCCGAAAUAUUUGAGUGCGACUUCAAAAAGAAAAGACGACCUUAGUAAGAUUGUCAUAUUGAUGAUCAUGGGACAUAGUCUCAAGCUAGUUCCUACGCAGUAGAAUGCUGAAUUCAUCGGACUACUUCCAGUCUCCAUGCGUAAAUUAUAGCCGCGGAACAUCGGCACUUGGAUAGUGUAUGUCCUCCAUCCAUCCUCUGUGCGCGUUCAAGUUUAGUCAUACUUCCUGCCUAGAAGUUUUACCUUUCGCGUUUGUUUUGUGGGAAAUGACGCCCCCCUCCGACUUUGUAUGCAAAGGUAGCAGGUAUUCCUCUUUUAAAAAGUUGGCUCAGUCCUGCAUACUUUUCCACACAGCCCACGGUUUCGACCAAACUUGGGGCAUCCAAACUGCUUAACAGGUGUUUUAUCCAGAACUAAAUCGUCUCACUGAAGAAGUCGAAUUCGGCGAGCUAAUGUCUUCGAUCAUUCGUUGAUUCACCGAACACAGCCUCCUCGUCACCGACACCAUCUUUCGGUUCUUCCAUCGCAGCGACACAUCAUGGACGCACCCUCGAUCUUAUCAGUGGCAUCUGUUAAAAUUCGUGUUUUUCAAGUGACAUGAACACUCUGACGUGCUCGUGAAAAAGGCAGGAUGUGUUGCCGAUUGGUGGGCCGACCAUCACCUGGUUUCUUCAGAAAUGAGGCUACAAAUCCAAUCACGAAGAAGACCUUAGGGGGAAAGGUCACCAGCGAACUUCAACAUGGCAGCACUGGCCGUAAACAGACGGCAACCUGUCGACAUAAUGGGUACCAAUCCGGACGACGUGCGAAUCUUCGGGUAUAAAGACGUUGGGCACAAUUGGCAGACCGCGGAAUGCCACUCAUGGCACUGGCAUGGAAGCCACCGAACCUGUGAGCUGAAAAUAUCAAGACCGACUUGAUAACACUGAGGAUGAAAUACACUGACUGGUAUUUGAGGCAAUCCAACUUUGCAUGAUCAAAUGCAACAACACAGCUUGAAAUAUUGUACUACUUCUCCAAUGUCGUCAACUACAACAGAGGUUAAGGGAUUAUUAAUGCAGAUGAAAUCCUAGGUGAAAUAAAACACCAGCCUGCCAAGCCAGUCUGUGACCGCCAACUCACAAGAACUGCGCCUCCAAUCAGCAUAGAUGGUACAACUAUAAUGACAAAAAAUCGCAAAUUUUGAAGUACGCACCUGAGCGCUUCAGGUACGUCAUCAACGAACUAUCUGCAAGCUGCGAGGAAGCCAUAAAAGUGCGAAUGCUGCCCUCGACCGCACGCCUUUUUUCCGAAAACAAUCAGGGUAUUGCAACAGAUGCCCAAUAGAAGAUUCCCAGGCGCCAAACGAAUUGCAGUUGAAAUUUACAAAUAUGCUAACCCUUAAUUAAUGGGCAGGUUGUACUCCGUUUUCCCAGAUGACUUGCGACAGAACAAAACCACUUUUCACCUAUACGAAGGCAAAUAAAGCCGACAAAUCUAAAAAAACAAUAAAUCCAUGAAAUGGACGAUCCGAUUUUUGUUACACGGCGAUUGUAGGAAAGGCGCCAGAAUUUGAGAGUUGGCCUCUAUACCGUAACAAACAAAAACGUCCGCAGCUGCUCAAUGAGGUGGGCGUGGGCGGUGACUUGCGCGUGAAUGUGUUUACAGCGACUCAGACUUUCGUUGCAUCCACCUCACUCCCCUCACCCGGGCUCAUCGUGAUUCGAUGGCAGGACAAAGUCAGGGCGACCGGAGGUAAAUGUGGACCUUGUGGCUGAUGAAACUGAACAUCCCAUCUACGCGUGUCGCACGCACCACGUGAACCUACGCCUCAUAUACUGGGCCGCAGUGGGGGUGGGAGGUGGUUUCAGAUCUCAUAUAAGUGAAGGCGUCAUAAGGGCCACAUCAAGAACGAACCAUCACAGUUCGACCCUCUGUCCUAAGAAGGAAUAGGUUGCUAUGUCAGUUUUCAGCCUUUCAUGCCGCAACGUUCAUCCUGUCGUGGUAGAUUCACGCGCAGAAGCUUGAUUAUACCGAGGAAUGCGCUAGUUUUCCAUGAGGGAUGAUUCCCAGGUGUUUACCUCGCCUUCUCUUUCCCUUGUAAUGCACCAGUCGACUGUCUGAGCCAGUCAAACAACCGGGGAUGAUACUGGACGCGCUGCACCAAUCCAGCGCAGUCCGACAAACGCGUGGCAGAAGGGAGUCUUGUCCCGUCCUCAGCCAGCACACCUACAACCAAGCCCGUUUGCGUGCACAAUGCCUUCGAUGUCGUGCAUUGCGAUCAACUAUAGACUAUUAUGCUGAGCUUUAGACGUUGCAGACGGUUCACGACGGUGGUCACAGCUUUAUGAUGACAGAAUAAGAUGCGUGAUAAAUCGGCAACGACGGCCUCAACCAUGGCAAGUGGGGUGGAGCAUUACUGCGUCUUCGUCCCAUCUCUCUUCGGCUUCAUGUCUCUUGAAAUUUAGAUGCGGACCACGAGGAUAGACCAGGCAUCGACAUUAACUGUCGAAACGGCCAGAAACUGUCCAACAAAGGCUGUAUAUAGGUCGUCACAAAAACUCCCAAAGCCAAAAUAUAUGACUUCCUCCUUGCAAAAAUGUGUUCAUUGGGUGUCACAGCUGAAGAGAACAUGCAAAUUAGCUUGAAUUUAUUGGGCUCCUGAUGCACCAAUUUCUGACUAACCAACGUGCAAAAUACGGUUGUCAUGCCCGAACCGGCGCCAGUUUCCGAAUACACCAAACCGACGACAGCUUUCAGUAGCAGUCGCUUCAUUGUGAUAGAGACAUUAUCCUAUCUGGACAGCGACAUCUCGCAGACCACGCAAAUUGGACGACAUUCCAAUCCGGAUCUUUACAGCCAGUCAGACUUUGGACAGACGUUAACACUACCCAACAUGACACUCAGGAUAUACAUGUAAAUCAUUCUGACGACGCUACCCUACGGCGCUUCAACCUAGGCAUACUGCUAAAGUCAGACCCGAAAACUAAACUACUUCCACUGCGCUGCCGUCAAAUUAACGGUGAGAAGACAGGCGCACAUGUCAGAUCCCCAGGUCCUGGACUUGAGUAGCAUACUGAGCGCCUAUGCUACACUGCGGCAGACCCAACGACGAUGAAACGACCACAUCGUGACGACAGACGUGCACGUUCAGAGACGACUCUUUUAUCGAACAGUCACUGCGAACACACACCAGGUGGCCUCUACCAACGAAAUUUCUCUUUCAGCCAGCGGGUUGUUCGACCGCAAAACUCCCCAACGAAUCAUGACUUCUGUUUCCGUGGCAAUGUUCAAAAGGCAACUUGAUUGUUUACUUAUUGUUACACAACGUCUCUCAUGACAAGAUUAUCCACGGCCAGCUAUGAACUUUACUUCCAGAUUUACUUCCUCGUGUAUCACACCACCGCGCCUUGGGUGUAAAAUGUCUCCGUGCACACUGUUAGAGGCCACGUUUUAUGCUGACCGCAUAUAAUUGCAUUUAUAACCAAAACUGUACACCAAUAGGACCAUCAGGGGUCCAGCCCCUGGCUCUCGAAUGCAUUCAUGCAUACUCCCUUCAAGGGCUUCUACGAAACCGAAAGGCGCAGAGCACAUCCGUAAAAACGGGGAUGCCCAUCUUGGAGGCCAACGGAAUGGAGGAAACCAGGGCAAAGGAACUGCCGGGUAAGUCUGAAAUGCCACUGACCAACACUGCCAACACGCAGUCUGUCAAAACGACGCAUCCAAGGUUCGCAUCGACCUAAUUGGAUGUCUUGGGAUUCGCCUCCAUGCUAACACUGCCAAUUCAUUUUCCGCACAAUGAAACACCGUCAUUAGUGGGCCAGCUACUCCCAUCCUUCGUCACUGCAAUAUCACCAUUCCGUGACAAUUCCGCACAUUUAUCCUUGCUAUAAACCUGACAUGCCUAAACCUGUCGUGAUGUGGUAAAAUUCGUGGCUUGAAAUGCUUCCAGCUGGCAUUUCAACCCGGUCCCACCCCCCUGAAACGAACGUCAGACAGAUCAGAUCAGAUUUAUUAAGGGAAAGGUAGGCGAGCGCCUUUGAACUCCCUUUUGGUUACAAUAACGCCAUCAAAAAACAAUGUGUAGGGCAAGUGCCAAAGAAAAUUAGGUAAGCAGCUACAUACAACAAACAAUGGUUACUGGUAUAAAUUUGUCUGGGAAUGUACGUCAAAAUUGUAUCAUAUCCAGUACACGGCACCGAAUGGACCAAGUAAUAUCGAAGCAAGCGCCUGUGCUUCAGCCAGGGGUAAAGAGUAUUCAAAAUUGAUGCUACUUAAAUAUAGGGAGUAGAAUAUUUUGUAACGUAAAACUGAGUGGGUGGUAAACGGUAAAAUUUGUUAGUUUCUGAUGCCGUGGAGAUCCAUAUCUCUACUGGUCGAGCUUUCUCUUAAAUGAGUCCACGGAUGAGGACAUAUCGACGUCCACAGGCAGGGCAUUGCAUGCCUUUACCACUCUGUGGCUGAAGAAGGACCUCCUUGGGCUCAGUCUCGCUCCUGCCACACGUAGUUUCAGAGGAUGUCCUCUCAAGCUAGUAGUAGUGGCCAGCUGAAAGGAGUCGCCGUAUGCGAGGCAGCAACCCUGAUCCCGUAGCAUUAGAAACGUUUGAAUUAAGCCGCCACGUGGUUGUGUGUAGUCCAGGGGAAAGAGGUUGAGAUUUGACAGUCUAGUAUCGUAAGGUAGGUUUUUAUGACCUCUGACAAGCUUGGUUGUCCGUCGUUGGAAUUUUUCGAGGGUUGCACGAUCUUUGACAGACCAAGGUCUCCAGGCUUGAAUGAAAAAUUCUAAAUGUGGGCGCACGAACAUCCUGAAGACCUUGCGAAAGCACUAUUGGUCGAACUUCGCAAAUGCCCGCUUGAUGUGAUAUAAGGUGAGCAUUACGGAAUUCGCUACCUUCAAGCAGUGGAAUGAUGGCUUAAGUGAAGAUGUUAUCCACACACCUAGAUCCUUCUAAACCUCUACCAGUGGCAGCGGUGUGUGAUUUAAAUAGUACGUCUGCCGGUGCGCAGAGCUGGUUCUGCUAAUCCUCACUAUCCUCUUAAUGCGAAUUUUGCGUCGCCUCCCACGUCUUCAAAAACCGAUCACUCGUGUGACACGCGUUAGACGGCGGUUUUAUUUCGCGUCGGCCGACCAAUUUAGAUUAAUUUGUGGGCGGCUUACCCGGGUUUGUUGCGGUCUUCCGACGAGCGUUUUCCGUUCAUUACUUUUAUUUCCCAUAGUUUGCCUUAAUUAUUGGUGAAAAAGUUGCAUAUUGAAGUCCAAAAUUCACCCGUUGGUAGGACGGGGCUUGUUCAACUUUGCGACACUACCAUAGUCCAAAACCUUAAUCUCGUCGUCAAAUAAAAAAUCUUAAAGACCGAAGGCGUCUCUUUGCUAUACGUUGGUUUCAUUGGCACAUGUUAAUUCGAGUUUUUGUGACUUCUAUUUCGCCUCCAGGCAAAUGUUUUAAUGUCUGUGUCCCUACUAGAAUGUCAUAUCAAUAGGCGAUAAACGAUUGUUCAUGACUUCCGAAUAAUUUACUGAAGCCCAAAUAGAAUACUGAAAUCUCGUUUUCCCCUGGUCUGUAUGUAUGUCUUCCUAACCACCAAAGGUCGGAGACCUUUAUACCGUUGUUUGGUGUUAUGCCUGGAUUUGCAGUUUCUUCUGACCACGGCCUCCCUUCCGUAUUCUUGCAGAUUGAAGAUUCCUCCGAAAGCUCCCAUUCCAGUCAGCUUGGCUUUGUCUCCAAAAAGCAUGAACCAUCAUCCCCUCCUAUCACAUGCUCCCGUUCCUUUUCAUCCCACGAGGGUCAUCAACGUUCGCACCAUCAUCAUCAUCAGUCCCAGUCAGGAAGUGAAUCCAACAGUCGACAACGCCGCGGAUCCUUUGCGGAAGAACGCAAAGACCCUGGCUACCGCCCAAAGUCGGAACACUUGUCACCUUUUGAGCACUCCUCUCGCGGCGAGCAUACAAAGCACCCAAAACUAACUGACUCGACAUUAGCUGAGACCAACUCCGCAAGUGCCGUCGCCGCAGCCGCAAGUCACAGGUCGAAUCCACCAGCCGGUAAAGCGUCUGGAGAUGGCGCUCACUUUCAUCAUCAUCACCACCACCACCAUCAGUCCUCCUCGGCCACAGGGGACUCGAACGCUGCCCACGGUUCUCAUCGAACCCGUUCUUCGAACUCGCCGAAAGAUCAAAUAGCGUCAGGUCCGAGCUCCCAAGCCUCCAGAAGAAAUAGCAGCUUAAAUGAAAAAGCACCGGAAGCACUUGGAGCUCACCUUGGACGAUCGAGUAUGUGAAGUACAAUGAUUCAGGGGGAAAUUAAUGCAUUUUGAAGUUAGUAGUCUGAACAUGCAGCAAACAUACAGAUUUUAACUUUUUUACACGACUUGUACUGGUCAUUUGCAUGUACAGACGCCAACUCUUCUGUCUGGUACGGUAGAGGUAUUAACUUUGUUGAACGACAGAGGUAGAUAGUAUCCAGAUCUAUUUUGGCCUAACAUCGUCCAUUGUGAUCUCUUUAGUCUAGCUUGAAUAGAUGAGUUCAGUUGAGCUAUUUUAAUCUUCACAGAGGGCUAUGUCUGAAUGGCCUUUUCACCGUAUGUCUUUAAGCUAUUGAGUAAAAUAUUUUAUGUAUAUAUGUUGUAGCUAAAAGUUUUUUUGAUGCAGAAUAUAGUAAUUCAGAGCUUGCAGAUAAUUACUUGACUCGUUUCAGAACAAACACUCAAUAAUCACGUUUUUCUGUCCGAAUUACGAGAAAAACUUCACAUAUGCGAAGAAGUUAGAUGUAUUCUUCACUGUGCUUAGCUGUCUCUGAGAAGGCUGGUUUUAUAGUCUGAUGUUCCACGCUGGUACUCGAACGCGUCGUCGGAGAUCCGAUGGUACUAAGGGGGAACUAUUUCAAGCAGUAGAAUUCGUUCAGUCCAUUUUUUCAGUUUGUUUGCUGAAGGUAAUAGACAAAGUCUUCGAAAAUCCUAUUUUCACUUGCCGGUAUGUUACAAACAACCAUACACGCAUUCUGAAAUAUUGUCCCUAUUACUAUAGUAUUCGCGCCAUUUAAGUAGCAUCGCCUUAUUACGUAAAGAACUCAUAACGAAGGUUCAACCUGGACACUUGUGCGUAGCUUCAUCGGGUGUCCACGAGGAUAAGGUCAGAGGCGGCACUGAAACCUGUCCCUAACCUGCAGUCCUCGUUCAAGACCAUGCACUAUCAUGUAAACUAAGAUAAAAUCACAUCUUUGCUGCCCGUAGCAUAGGUAAUAGAUUAAGGCACUUCAAUCUUUCUAUAUAAAGUCGUUGUUCUAAACCUCUUAUUAGCUUCACUGCGUGACAUUUCACUUUCUCGAGACAUUAUGUCCUUUUCGAGCCAUGGCUGCCACCCCUGUAUGCCGUAUUCUAGGUGAGGUUGGACAAAGGUGGUCUUUGUCGAAAGCUACGAACGUCCUGUGAUAGGGUGCAGCGCUCCCGUGAAGUUUUUUUCGCAGCCUUGACGCAUUGCAAUGGUGCUGUCGGAUGGCUCGGUAUCUAGACACUGAGAUUCUUCUACGAAGAUUUAGUGGGAAGUUAGAUGUCUCUCAGGUAAUAUGCCUUCAUGUUGACUUUUGGGUGCUAGUUGGCCGGACGCGGAUGUAGGAUGGUACAAUUUUCACCUUGAAAUCUAGGACCUAUAUCGCAGACCACGUUUGCAGUAUGUGCAGACUAUUUCGAAGAAUCUUCUGGUCAUUCAGGCCAUCAUUCAUCAAGACUUGCUUUGAGACUCUGGACUUUUGGAAGAAAUGCUUGGGAGUUUUGAUGUUGUAUUUCCUCUACAACCAUUCACCAUGAUUGGAAGUAAGUGAGUUGCACGAUGGUCCUCAGCGGUGCAUUCGCUUUUUUUAAAAACUAACUCUCUUUUCGUGUUAGCCUUCCUUACACUACAUUACCUAAGGUGAUUAGUUUACUAAUCCUCAAAUGCACAUCCUUCGGUUGGUAUCGGAACUUGUUAUAUAUUGUGAUUAAAAAUUUGCCUUGACAAAUGUGUCGCGAGCUAAUAGGAGUUAGAGACACUGGUCUAACGCGACGACGCGCACCACACCCCCAAACGCAGCAUUUGGCCCACUAUGUUCCCACACCCACUGCGUUCCACAGGAAGGCCAAUAGCACUAGCAAUGAGAUAAUGCACUGUGAUUGGCCUGGCCUUGAGCUUCCUUCAACAAGUACCACAGCACUUCUACUCUAGUCAAAGCAAGCUUCGCAGAGAAAUUCGCUAUGGUUGGGUGAGACGGUAUAGGCUAUCCUCAUCUGGCUUAGCUCGGUAGUUAAAGCCGUUAUUUAACAGUGGCCACUGCUAUCAGGAUAACUUCGUAGGACCAUAUUUGGGAACUGCGAGCCAGGAAGGGUCAGAAUGGAGUGACUGUCACUUGCAAAUGAACACAUGGAACGACCUACAGUCCUCUAAAUAACUACUUCUCUCUUGGAUCUCCAUGACCCGUGCAAACAGUAAUUACUUAUGGUGCCACAAUAAUAAAAUAGUUUUGGUUUUGUUAAAAAAUUGUAACCCGUCAUUUCUUCGCCUUCACUAGGUACCAAAAAAGACCCUUACGCAUUUGAUGAUGAGGAGCAGGACCUUUCACCGCCCCUGCCGCACUCCACAGUCGGUGUUUGCGCCGCGGGCAACAAUGGAACACUGGGUGCCACCGCUGUCACCACCACCACCAACACCACCGCUGUUGUUACUGCCACCGUGACUGGUGGCCCUGGUAACCUUGAGGGAACGACUUCGAGUCCCAUCACCCGUCGCUUCUCUGCCGCGUCAUGCGUUGCUGUCACCCCUCUGCCUAGUAUUCAGGUGAGCGCACACAGCGAUCAGUCCGGCCCUUCCUCCGUUUCUCCGAACAGUGCCAGCUCACUUGGUCCCCCACUAAAGCUACGCUUUGCCAAAGAGGCAGGCCACUACACCCUCAUGGAGCAACAACAGCAGCUACAGGAGCACAUGGCCGAGCAACAGCGAGGUGUGGGUCGCUCAGUCCCACUCAAGUCCUCGCCUUCAGCUACACCGGAGAUGAAAGACAGUGGUUCGAGCAAAUCUUCCCCGACAGCCCUACCGGGACAGGUACAAGAGAGGAUGUUUCCAGCCGCCCAGCCCGCCACUUUGUCCACAGACCCUUUGCCGGCGUCUGGCACAAUGGGAACUUUGCUGACUCUUGGGGAAACACCUUCAACGCCGCUUAAAUCUGAUGGUGUUGUGCAACUCGGUUCAUGUGCUCUUACGCAGUCGCCGGAUGUAGAACUUAGCCAGGUAAAGCCUUAUGUUAAUAAAUUUUAAUGCGAAGGGCAGGCAACAUACAGCUAGUCGAAAAUAGUAAACAUGAACGGUUACUCACUCAUUGUAAAUAAUAUAGACAUAUAUAAGUUGUGACGGCUUACGUGAGCGAAUAUGUGACCGAUAAUUGGGAAGCCUGAUACGCGCCGAGUCCACACGUAAAUGAAUCCACGCAGGAGUAGAGUACAGCAUCAUUCGGCAACAUUUUGUUACUGAAAAAAAUCCUUCGUCCAUUGAUCCUUGCUUUACCUGCGCGUGGUUUUAGGGGACGACUGCGCAGAGUGGACGUGUUAGCCCGAGUGAAAAAAUCAGUGGGAACUUAGCAACAAUUUAGGUCGUUUAUAAUGCGGAAUGUUAGUAUAAGUUCAUCGCGUAGUUGUCUGUACGAAGGGGGAAACAGGUUGAGAGUUGACACUCUGGUUUCAUAGGGCAGUGCCCCCAGACAUUUUGUCAUUUUCGUCGCCCGUCUGUGGACCUUCCCCAAGACGGUAUAGCCCUUGAAAUUCCAAGGUCUCAUGCCUGUUUGGUGUAUUCUAGAUGAGGCCGCACGAAGGUGCCACAUAUGCUGAACAAAGUUUUCCUUGUUAAAUUCCAUAAGGGCUCGCCUAGUGAGUUGUAAUGUUGCCAUGGCCGACUUAGCCGCCUUCGCGCAGUUCAGUGUUGCUUUGAGCGAGGAUGUAAUCGACAAACCCAAGUCCUUCUGACUGUCAACUUGUUGCAGUGGUGUGCUCUGAAGAAGGUAAGUCUUGGGGUUGAAGGCUCUGCAGCUACCGAGUUGAAGAAAGUUACACUUGUUUACAUUGAAGGGCAUAACCGAGCGCUUCGACCAGUCCUCGAGCCUGUUCGAGUUUGUUUGCAGAUGGUCCCGUCUGUCGCACUACGAAUAAAUUUCCACAAUUUUAUGUCCUCAGCAAACAGGAUGACAUCACAGUCUAAGUCUCUGAUGCAGUCAUUUAUGAAAAGGAGGAGUAAUGUGGGUCUAAGAUUGAGCUUUCUGGGACGCCACUCACAACGCUUACCUCUGAGGACUGUUGGUGCCCGGCCUGCACUCUUUGGGAUCGUUUAGUCAAAAAGCUCCGAAUCCAUACAACGAUGCGUCCAAGCAUUCCUGCGUUGCGCAGUUUGUGCAAGAGGCGUUGAUGAGGAACGCUAUCGAAGGCCUUUUUGAAGUCGAUGUAAAUGGCGUGCACCGCAUUGCCCUCGUGGCGUGCUUUGGUCCAGCGUUCGAGUUAAAGGAGCAGAUUCGUGAGACAGGACCUGCCACUUCAAAAGCCGUGUUAGGAAUCGUAGAGGUAAUGCUGCUCGAGAAACUGCAUCAACGCUUUCUUGAUUUUCUCCACGAUUUUGCUACAAAUGGAGGUAAGACUCACUGGCCGGUAGUGAUUCGUAGCCUCACGACUUCCGUCCCUAAAAACGGAUUGGUGGUAGCGGACUUCGAAUCGGAGGGUAGACACCCCGUAGCAAUUGACGUUUGGAAGAUCAAGGCUAGCGGUUCGGACAUUUCGGGGGCUAGCUCCUUCAGCAGUUUGGCCGGGAUUGCACCAGAGCCUUGGGAGGUCGAUUCCUUUAGGUUUAGCAACUCCUUCUGAACGCUUGCUUUGAUGAAGAAGUCUGUUUCAAUGGUAGGCAUCUCUCCGUCUUCACAAGUGGGUGGGAAAAAUUGGGAUCAUACGUCACAGCGGACCGAAAGAGCUGAUAGAGAUGCUUAGCCUUAUCCUUUUCAUCUGAAAUUUCCGUGCCCUCGGCCGUUCGCAACAGUGGGAUGGGGUCUUUGUUCCGUGUACCCUGCCUUAUGUAACUGUAAGGGACUUUGGGAUUAACCAUGGUACGUUUCAAAAGAUCCUUUUCGAAGACUUGCUGAUCUCUGACGAUAAGAAUUUUUACCUGGUUUCUCUGUAACUUAAAACUGUUUAGGGAUUCAGACGUCCGGUCAAUGAGGGGUCUUUUCCAUAGCCUCCUAUACUUGUUAACUUCCCUCAUUAAGCACGGAGUCAACCAGUGGGGUCUAUUCGUUUGUCUUCUGUGCAUGAUUGGGCAGUGGUUGGAGAUUAGACUGUGGACUAUCUCUUUGAACUGACACCAAACCUCUUCGAUGUCGCCGGAGAGUGUGGACGCCCAGUCCAUUGGACAAAGAUCCUCUUUCAUCUGUUUAAAAGCCCUGCGCCAACUAUUAGGUCGGGAAUCGAUCGGUUGUGCAGACAGGGAGAAUAAGGUGCAGUCCACCAGGAGAACCACAUGGUCAAUCUGACAUAGUGGGGUGGGAGGCAAUUCACAAUGCCGAUGUUGUCAGACGACUUAGUGAACACAAGAUCGAGGCGGUUCAUUUGUUGACCCUCCCGAACACCCGUCGGAAACACUACAUGCGGGGUAGGAAGCAGAUUGCCGGUGGCUCGCAGAUGCCGCUGGUCGAAUGCUGUUUCUGAGCAGUCGGCAGAAACCGAAUGCCAGUCGGUAUGAGAUGCAUUAAAGUCCCCAACAUUGAGAGUAUUCGGCCACGUAGAAAAUAAUUUGAGCUCAUCCAACAGUUGGGCAUCAGCGUCAGGGCCACUUCCUAGGGGACGAUAUAGUGUCAAGAUAUCGAGGCUUUGAGAACCCAGUACCCUUAUGGUCAACCAUAAUGCUUCCGUACUGCGAGUCAGCUCCGCAGUUUUUUUGAAACAUACAAACCAUUCUUAACAAAUGUCGCUAUGCCUCCAACCCUUCUGUUUUCUGUCUCUGCGGAACAAAUGAAAUCCAGGAAGCAAGAGCUCCCUAUCAUCAGCCUGUUUGGAAAGCUAUGUUUCUGUUAUUGAGAUAACGUCUGAGUGGAGGUCGCAGAUAUGGGUUCGGAGUUCAUCCAGCUUUUAAAGUACACUUUGCGCGGUAGUAUACAUGAAUAUGAGUUUCUAGUUCAUGCAAGAUUUACUAACAACCCCGACGCAGGCCACGGGAGUAUCUGUGCGGUCAUUCGAAUUGGCUUGAUCCAGAAAAGAGCAGAAUGUCGUUUUACUAUGUGGUCUUUGUAGAGUACCAAGUUCUGUUCUCCGUUGGCACGCCGUGUUGUAGGACAAGUUCGCCACGUUUCGUUCUUCCGGCGGGUGAGUAGUCCGUCUGAAAAAAUAUUCCUUUCUGGGGAUACUUCAGUCGAGAACGCCUGGAAAGGAUUCGUUUCACCCACCCAUUUCCGCCUGCGGAGCGUAAUUUUUACGGCUGCCAAGACGAAACGCGUUCAUAACGGUGAUAUCUUCAGAUGGUCGCAGCAUUUCAUUAAGGAGUUUCUAGAAUUGCUCCAAGUCUGCAGCGACUCGUUCCCUGGGAUUACUAGCAGGAGACUCUGGAAGGCCCUGAAUUAUGAUGCAGGUAUCCUUGUUAAGCAUUCCUCUAUUUUCUGCGAUUUGGACGUCUUCGGCGGGUACUUUGGCCUUGUCGAAGUGGACUGGCAAAAGAGAGGGGGCUGCGACAUUGGUACAUUUGUCCCCGUGCAGUUCGCCCGCGGUUCUUGCUGAGGCACCAUGAAUGGUUACGCACUGUGGUCGAUCAACAAUGCCUUCCCCCAGAGGGCUCUGUGGAGAAGUCGUCCCCCUCAAUUGGAGGCUUCCUCAGCUCGGCCCUCAACUCUGUUGACAUGGGAAUUCGUAAUGGCAGCUAAUUCUACCCUGGAUCCACGGCCAUAUGUCUGUGCUAGGUGGCAUUCCCUCUCAUUUUGGCCCCUGGAAUGAGCACACUGUCUGGGAAUUAUUAAGGUCGAGCGUCAUCUGCCCCACUCCCUCCACUUCCUUUGUUGGUAAAUAUUCAUCCAUUUCCGUUUGUGCAUACGACUGCUUUUCGGGCAAGACUGACUUACCCUCUUUUGUUUCCUGGCGAUCCUUCCCCGUGAUUUUAAGUGGCGUCUUCUUAUUUUACUGGCUAGAUCGCAGUUGGUAGCCAGGAAUGGGCAGGCGGACGGCGACCUUAACCCUUAUAUUUACCUUAACCCUAACCAUAACUCUAACCCCAACCCUUAACGUUAACCGUUAACCCUAACGGCAACCCUAACCCUAACCGAAAUCGUAAACGUAACCGUAGCCCUUAGACAUAUCCGUAACUGAAAGACCUAACCGUAAUACUGAAUCCUAAUCGUACUCUCAAACCUUAACCAUAACCCGAAAACCUAAACCUAAAGGCAUAAACCUAACCCAAAAACGGAAACCAUUAACCAGUACUCUAAUCCUAACCUCAGACGUAAAACGGAAGCCAAAUGGGUCAGAUGUGAUUAAGCAGCUCCGCAAAAUAGCCCCAGCAAACAAACCCUCCGCCACCUCUAAUACGGGUCUUGGCUACCAACUGCUAUCUAGCCAUUUUACUUUCUUCGGAAAAGCCACUUGACUACUAUAAGCAGAUAUCUUAUACACCACAUGAUUCCUUUCUGAGGAUUCCUUACUCGGAAUGGACGUCGCUGUAUUCCGAGUUAACCUAUGCAUAGAUACCACUGGGCGGCCCUCUGAAGAAAGAGUCUUGCGUAUAAACUCCUUCGGAUUUUUAACUUCUUCCUCUAGUUGAUGCAUCUUGUAGGCCAUCGUUUGACAACCGUUACACGAAUAUCCGACCUAAUUCUGCUGUGACAUACAUACAAAGCUUUUAGAACGCUCCUGGAGCGUAUGUCUGUAGCGCAGGGGUUAUUGGUGUAUGCUCUUAUCUUUGAGGUCUCCGGUUCGGCCCUGAAGUGGGUGUUUUUUGGAAUACGAAUGCGGACUGAAACGCUCUGGACAACCUUUCUGUAUCUACAAGAAUAAACAUCCUAGCAAAGAAUGUGGCUUUAUGUAUGAAGAAAAACGCCUUUAUGACGUUCUUUCAGUAGAAAGUAAUUUCAUAGACUGAAUAUAAUGGUCUUGUCGAGACGUUUUCGAAAGCAUGCAAAAAUUUAGACAAAUACUUGGAGACGAUGAUGCAAACAAUGGUUACUUUUGGAAGAGCACCUCAGCCUUUGUAGAAGCUUUAGAUGUAUUGUUCGUCAGAUAUUUCGUCUGAGCUUGCAAAUAGUAUAAGCGAGGAGCGAGAAUGUUAAAUCGGAGCUCUGCGAAUGUGCCGCAGGGGACACUUUUGGAGGAAGAGUGAUUUCUCCCAAAGGGUCCAAAUUAUGAUCCUUGGGUAGAAUUAACUACCCACAUUUGCAGCGGCAGUUUGAUCAACCGCGCUUAAUAGCCUGUGUUACCUUUUUAGGUAUGCUGAUUAUGACUUGUAGAGGAAGUUACCACGCCCUCAGCACAAAUGAGGCAGGAGGGUUGUUCAUGCUAGAGGUGGUACAAGAACCCCGCUGAUUUUGGCGCUAUAGACUGUCUGACAGUUCAUAGUCGCCGAGUGCCUGCAGUGUCCGAUUAAGUAAGCAAGUGGGUCUUGAUUUUGCACUUUCAGAAGGAAAUGUUUCGGUGAUUGACUGUGGAAAAAAGAAUAGAGAUCGAAGCUGCCCCCGACUCUUGCGGUUUUGACCCAUUGUGAAGAUUUUGGCCUCGUCAAACAUGAGAGUGUGGCAUACAUGUCAAAUGUACCGUUAAUCGGGCGUUGCCAUUGUGUUUUCGGUGCGUUUGCCUUGUCCUCAUGUCCACCAGAUACUUUGGAGGAAUCCUGUUCUCCAGCUUCAUGAAUAUUUGCCGAUGAUCAGUAUUGGUGGUUUAUUCAGAUGACUAUCCGAGCAAGUGUGCCGAUCAAUAUAAACAAAGGCAGGUCGAAAGGUCUGGCCGUGCCGGAGUCUAACGAGGAGCCACAAACACGAACUGUUUAAGUCAUGGCUCGCGUGUCCGAAGUUGCUCACUAAACACAACGAACCCGCCCCAGAUUAUACCUCGUCAAGACUGCUUGGUCGUGUAAUAACUCACAGGAUUCGAGAAUAGAUGAACGGAACGCCGAGGGGUGCUAUUUCUAAAUCUAUCUUUGAAGUCCUUUUCACUCCAGUUGCUCACGUCAGUGGUUAAAACUGUAAUAAGCUACUCUUGCAUCAACUGUGGACACGCUUGAUGAGAGCUUGGAAAUCAGUGGCUUAAUGUAAGUCCGGCAAUCAAAAGACAUGGCUGCGUAUUCGACGGGCUAAUAAAUCUUUCUUUGCAUUUGGUUUUGUCUUCACUGUUUAUAUAUUUUCAAUGAAUGUGAGGGGUUUUGAACGAAUUUUCUAACUUCCCAAUGCUGUGCUAUACUUUGGCCCGCACAUAUGGGUUAUUUGUGCCAUGCAAUGUGCCACUCCGAAAUUUAUCUUUCCAGACCAUUACCCGGGCUUUAUGCGCUUACAACCAGAUCCACUACGUUCGAUAAAAGUGUUUUCGCAGUGACUGUAACAGCAUUAAAGAUAUCAGCGUCAUGCAAAUUCAGUCAGUAAGGACGGUAAGGAACAUACGUGCGCCAACUUUUGUGGUUAUUGUCGCAUGCCCCAUCCACAGGAGCCUUUGUGAUAAUUAGAAUCAAAAAGGGGACGUUGACAAUGUAAGGAAAACCGCAACUGUCGUUUCUGACAUAUUUUUAUUGUCGUACGCUAUCCAUACCACAAUCCCAAACAGGGAGGCUCGACGUUUGCAUCCCAGGUUCAGUCGGCCAUUCGGGUAGAUGCUCCACCACUGGGUUACGGGCUAACACCAUAUCGGAUUCAACCGGGACUGCUCAAAGUCACGUGAGACUGAGGUUCAUCACUCAACCCGUAUUUCCGAAGGUAAUAAGGUGUUCUGUUUCAGCUUUUAGCACUGUGUGUCUCGCUUCCGAAUUUGGCUUUGCCCCAAGUCCGCUGAGGUGAUAUUUGUGCAAGCGUAUUUUUUCGAAGCAUUUCUUAACUGUUCUACCUGGGAUGAAGUUAGUUUGUAGACUCUGGCACAUUGCAGGGGAUUUCCAACAAGAAGACGACACCACUACUCCCAGUAAAUAUAUGGGCCACAUUGGUUUUUGCUCCCAGGUUUAAGCCUGGUCUUUCGUCAUUACACGGAGAUAAACUUGGAUUAUGCCAGGGCGCGCGCCUGAGUUACAAAGUGCACUCGACACCUUUUGUUCUUUACGCUAGUUACAAAAUGCUGACUCUUUUAAACCAACUGUUCCCGCUGAUUAUGAAUAAUCCUUGCUACUGCCUUUUGAUAACCCGUCUCGUUUUGGCAGCCGCACCGUUAUCUUAUGAAUACCGUCUUGAAUAUUUUAGAGGUCGCAGGGCGACGAUGAAGACCAAGACUCACGGUCACAAAAGGUGCCACCGCUGAGGAUUAAGUUGGCGACCGGUGCAAGCUCAGAUAUUGGCUCUUGUGAACACACGGUUCCCGACUCUCUCUCAACCGAGGAACUUUCAGCACCAGUUUCCGAUUCCGUUGUCAAGUCAGACAUCAAACCCGACUCCCCAGCACCGUUGUCACUGCCCAGUUCCGAAUCAGCUGAAAGCAAAAAGUUUGAGGCUGUGGUCGCCACUUCCAGCGCCACAGGUUCCGAGGCCGUAUCUGCAUUUUCUGUGACCAAGAACGCUGAAACGAGCGUCUCAUCUUCUCGUCGACGUACGGGCGCAGUGCCCACAAGGACAGCCUCUAGGGGGCAGAAACUGGCUGAGGACAGUCAGUCUGAACUAGAAAAAGUGCCCACGCAGUCGGACACGGAGGUGCGUUAAGUUGCUGCCGCUGAUGUAUCUCAUGAUUUUACUCGAAGCCCUCUACUUCGAUUUCCGAUUUUAAACUUUUUGGUUGGUGCUUCUCAGAUAAAAGUCGAAGAGCCGGUCAAUCCGCGGAGCAGUCGGACCCUCCGAUCACACACAGCUGCCCAGCGCGAACGGGAGGAACGCGAUCGCCAAAGUGAGUCAUGGGCUUCUCGUGUAGUUUUUUAUCGCACAGUUCUUUCUCAGACCGCGUGCUGUGUAGGCUACAUGUCUUUUCCUUAACUCUUAUAGCAGACAACGCCCCAAUAAAGAAACGCAAAAUCCGCUCCAAGACUGGUGAGUCGGAUGCCGCAUCCUUCGCAACUAAUGGGUCGGACCUACGGGACGACAACGGAUCGGACCUGCCGAUGACCGAUCAUGGCGCGGACUCCUGCUCCUCUCUGGACAACACUAACAAUCACGGCCCCAGCACCGGUAUUUCUGCGAAGGCGGAGCAGAACGAGGGCUACGAGAGUACAGCAAACUCUGCAGGCAGCUCUGGCGAGACCGGCUUCGACGCGACGUUGCGGUCAUUACCUUCAUCCGCAAGGGCUUUCGAUGAUCCUCUGAAACCCAGCCCUGUGGCUUGGGGUGAAAAUCCCUAUGAUAAAGCCGCCGGACUGAAUAAAGGGGUAUGCAAAAUAAUAAUGAAGGAGAUCACUAAUAUGGCCAUUGUGCGCCCUGCUUUCAGUUAUAUCAGAUCGCAUUGGAUUUGAUGGCGUCUGCAAUGUAUGCGAGCAAUGGUGAUGAUGAUGACGAUGAUGAUGAUGAUGAUGGUGGUGGUGGUGGUGGUGGUGGUGGUGGCGGCGGCGGCGGCGGCGGCGGCGGCGGUGGUGGUGGUGGUGGUGAGGAGGAGGAGGAGGAGGAGGAGGAUGACGACGGCGACGAUGAUUAUGGUGCAUAUACCUCUUGCAGACAAACUUUGAAUCUAAAUCCGCAUAUUUUUCGUAUUUGACUACUGUUCUACGGUGAAGAGCCUUUUAUACACAAAUAGAUGUUGCUCUCCUGUGUAGAGUGUCUCUGUAUUGCCGACGGAGCAAGAUUGUUAUCAAAUUAAUCCACGCCAUCGGACGCUAGAUAUUUGACCAUCACGUGGAGAUUUUUCAGACGUCACGUUAUGUUUUGGUCCCUGGUUUCUAUUGGCAUCCGUUUCAUCAUUUUCACCAUUCGUUUUCUCCCUCUAGUUGAAUGAACUAAUUGGCAAGCUUGUGGAAUUGCAGCCCAAAGAGCCGACCGGCUACCAGGACUACCUACUUGUGACUCGCGACUAUCUUCUUACCGACCGAAUUCCUUCUCAUCUUGCCAAGGUAAGCAUAUAUAAAUGAGCCUCGAAUGUUGAUUUUGAACACUGAAGCGACCGAUUAAAAUUCAACAAGCCUUCACCCCAACGUGUGCUCUUUUGGAGAAAUUGAAUCUUUAAAAUUUGCUGCAACAUCAACUGUGGCCCUUUAUCCCAUGUGCCCGACCUCCAAAAACGGCUAUUCAUGAGGACUACGAAUAUUCGCACUCCAAUGGGCCACAGCACAGCCGACCGAAAUAUAGGUGGAGGAAGGAAGAACCCUUCUUUACGGGGUUUAUUUACAAACCAUGCGUUUGGCACUUCUAGUAAAAACCAAUCUAUCCUCAUUUGUCGCCAGCAUUCGCUUGAACCUGUUUGUCAUAAUCGUUAUGCCCAGUUUCCUACCAGCCCAGCUAUCAGUCUCAAUAACCUCAUUGACUCUUGUCACCGAACUUCACACAUAAAACCUACAUUUUCAUAAAACAGGCUCAAGUUCAACCCUGAGGCCGCAUGUUUCUUUUUUUAGCGACCAUGCCCAGUAAAUAUCGAAGGGCCUUUUGCUGAAUUAUUUGAAGAGCAGGAAGACGAACGAUACGCCCAGGCCCUCAAACACGAGUCAGAACGCGUGAGUUUUUUUUGCAGUUGAAUCAUCUUUCGCUUAUGUUUUUUUGGUAAAGCUUGGGAUUUGGCCACUGAGCUAGUAGUGUGAGCAUACUUCUGAGAUGUCAGUACUUUUUGUGGUCGUCAUCGUGCUUACCUCAUCUUUUUCAAAAAGAACACCCCUUUGUAGUCACCAAUUACAGAAGUCUAGUGCCAGCGUUCUUGAGACUUUCAAAGGUCGUGCUUCUUUCUGGGAAGACAGUUAGUUAAAUAACUCUUCAUUACAGCCUAUUGGACGUUUUUCCAGUCAAAAUGACGGGCAGACAUGUCCAUGUUAAUGUAAACUAGUUGAUCCUAAGUGCCAUUCAAAAAAAUGCAGAAGUGUCCUUCCUGAUCCUAGCCGACGAGUCAUGAGACAGUUAUUUUAAGUUUUAAGAGUGUUUAACUCGGAUUCUAACUUCGGAUACGCCAACACUCGGAAUUGGAUUGUAACUAGUUAAUUGUCGUUAAUCAGCCAGAAAUGACAAUUUCUGUGCCCCUAAUCUUUGUCAGUCGUAUUUUCAAGUUUUUCAUUUUUGAUAUUUUCCCGAACUCGACCAGUGCUGACAGGGCUGAAAUGUUCCAGGCGUUUCGCAUGCUGAUCUGGUAUUCCCUGCAUCACCAUUCAUCGCUAGUACUCUCCACAUGUAUGCCAAUUGUUCACGUAAAUUUGGGCAUGGUCGACUGACAGGUUUGGGUAAUUUUCACCGAACUUCCCCGUAGAUAGGACAUCCAGCCGAGCUAACUGUUCAAACAGUGUGAAAAUUUGGAAGGAGUUGCGUCUACACGUCGCAUUCCUGGCUUUAUACUUAUCAUGGUAUGUUUAAAAUGAUGUGACCUAUAUACGUCGCCGCGAUUUCACAGUUUCUGUGCCGUCCAAGUUCAAAGAAGAACACCAGUGCAAACUUCCUUUGCGCAAAUGCCCUCUCUCAUGUUAUUUAAUGAGCUUCUGUUAACUUCUGGCAAUUCAUGUUCCACUGUGAUUACGUCUCAUCCAGCAAAUCAUCUCCCCUAUAAUCUCUCAUUAGAGACGAGAUCUUAACAGAUCUGUUCGCCUCAUUCCAAUUUCUUGGCGCACUGGGAGGAGUCUUCAUCCAGCCUUUACGUCAACUCUGAGUAUUUUAUAACUAACUCCCUGGUUCCUAUUGGUGCUGUUAUGUGCAAAUCUAAGUUCAUGCUUAAUCGCGAUGUACCACACAAUCCACAACUUCGGUACUGGGGGUCUACGGUAAUUUAACUAGUUUAAAGCGCUUCCACGUGCUGGCUAAAAUGAUAGACUGUUGGCAUCUCGUCCACUCGUUUGGGCCAUCCUUUACCCACAAAAAAACAUGCUAGAAGCCGGAUUCCUGAAAUUCUAAAACUCCCUCGCGUAAUCCAUUCGACAUUUAAAUGCGUUUAAAUAAUUAACUUCGAAAUAAGCGUUCAGAGGAUCGGGCCUUUUGCUAACAGAUUUCAAAUGUCGUUCUCUUUCGUUAGCAAUGAUUUUAUCACAAGAUGGCGGUGGAGGGUAUUCCCGGAAGAAACUAAAAUCUCGUCAGGACUAUCGCUGAACAAUUCGUUGUAAACGCAAUAAGUCAAAGGUUAACCAACGGGCUCAUUUCUGUCUUCAGCAAGCUGUACUUCAGAAACGACUUGAAGACCAGUCAUUCGAACCCUGAUGAUUUGCCUGCAGAAAAGCCUAAGUGAAAAGCUGCAGUGGCCGAUUAGCGAUUGAAGAUUCUCUUGUCUGGUACUGGAAAUUUUCACCGUUUGAAGGACGCACAUUUGUAAAAAACUGCCUUAAAGUUCCAGAGCCUCAAUACUGUGAGGAUUAUUCUUUUCUUGGUAUAGAAACCUAUGAUUGAUGGAUGUCCUCGAACCUAAAUCUGCAGAAAGACUUACGGUUUAGUCUCGAGGUUUGUGCGCACAGUCGAGUUGAAUGCUGUCAGCUUUCUCAACAUUGUUGGCUGAGGUAUGGGUGGUCAUUGAGUAGCAAAUUCAUUCUCCGGCUGUGUUGUUUUUUUAGGAACAACUUCGUCUGUGUGCUGAGCAGUCCGUCUUGCGGGCCCAAACUCGUGCUACGAUCGCGUUGGCUAAUCAACCACGUCCUCUCUCCUUCUGUUCAGUUAUGGCACUGAACGGCUUUACUUACCUCCCACCCUUUAAGAGUUCUGAUCACCGGGUAAGACCCUGCCAGGUUCUUUUAUUUUGACGCAUUCUUGUGAGGAGUGAAAAACGCCAGCCGACUCUGCAGUUUGAGGGAAGGUGGGAUACACUGGAUCCUGGUUUGCGCUGCUGCAGAAUGGGACGUUGGAGUUUCGGCUUUCGCAGAUAGAUAAUGACCGUUGAUUCUUUUCUGAAUGACAAUGACGAGAAUGGAGCAGAUGGAAUGAAGUCUGAAAUUUCCUAAAUCCACCAUAUGGUUACAAUAAUCUUGACCCUUUGAUUUUAUUCCAAAGAAGGGGCGCUCACUAGCUACAUUUGUCUUUAACACUGAAAUUACAAUUUGGGAUGUUAAAUCCUGCCGCGGUGCAAAAUGUAGGGGCUAACUGAAUGGUUGUCUAUAGCAGGUUCUGAGGGUAUCAAAACUCGUAAAUGUAAUUAAGACACUUCUCAACAGGAAGUGGCGAGCACUGUGCGGGUCGCUACAUAAUUUGCAGAAUAUCCUAAGCACGAUUAUGAAGACGGUAAGAUGUGGAGACAAAUACAUAUUUAGUUAAAAAUCUCACAUACGUGUGUCGUCAGCGUGAAAAUAGACCGCAUAUUCUAAUUCCACUGGAGAUAUGCUAAUACGCCAUUUUACUGUUUUACAAAUAAGGAAAAAUAACCGAUUUAACCCCUCCUGUUUCGCGUGUUAAACGUCUUUUUCGUGUAGCUCUUCUUACCGGUAGUUUCCUGUUUAUCUGUUUAGGACGGAAAAGCUGCCAAUUCAAGUUAGCGUUAUGGGUUAAAUUUUAAUUUCUGAUGGGUUUUGUGCCUAAAUCUACAUGCGUUCUCGCGUGAUCUAGUCUAAUUUUUUUUUUAUUUUUCUGAGUUUUACUCUCCACGCGCUCGAACACCCUCAAUAGUAUUAACUGGUCUGCAGUGAGUGACCGAUCUCAUGAAAUUUUGACAGCAAUUCCUAAAUGCGUUUUUGAUUAGGAUGGAAUACUUAGGUGGCGUUGUAAUACUGAUUAUCAUGCGGCAUAAUCCUAUAAUAUUUCGGACUUAACGGGGUGUCGGCUUUUGAAUGCACUUCCUUUCGAGCUCCUGUAGCAACCGCACCUGGUUCUAAAUGAAUGCUUAAAUAGCAUGCAUUUUUCACAUUGAAUGUCGAUUGUCUUAUAACUUUACAUAAAUCUUACUCGUAUGGUAGAAAAUCGCUUUGUCAUCACAUUUUAUGCCCGAAGGAAGGGUAUAUUUAGGUCUUAAAAGUUUCCCAGUUCCCGAAUAAUUUUGAGCCUAAUCUGCCAUUCCAUUGGCGUUUGGCGAUUUCAGUCUACAAGGUACAUGCUUUCCGCGGUAGGUGAAUCAUAUAUUUCUCUAGGCCUUUAAGAAGAUACCAUAUAGAGUUUAUAGAAUUUGAAAUGAACGCGGACUAUGUUGUACAUUUCAUGAGAAACAUUGAUAAACGGACAGUUACAAUGCUGUAUGAAUAGACACUGCAGGGUCACAAAAAAGCCCAUGAUUAGAAACUUUGGCGACGAUAGUGUAGGAUCCCCAACUAACUUGAGCUAGCCUGUGGAUCGUGCCAUACGUUUAAUAGUGGUAGAGGGGAUUUUACUGGUGGGACAGCAUACGGGACCGAGAGCAAGAAGACACAGAAAGUAGAUAAAUUCCUGCCAAAAGUCUUGUCGUACGCUGUCAUUUGGCAAAGAAAUUGAGCGCGAUAAUUUAAAAAAAUAAAUAAAAAGCAAUUUUCAAAAAAUAACGGACACUGAAUAAAACGCCGCCGGUAAGUUUACGUUUAGUCCGGAAGGGAAGGAAGUUUAAAACAAUGUAAGCGAUGUUUACAGUCACACUAAAUUUCAGGGUAUAUUUUCGGAGUUGCCAUCUGCUCAGGAGUCCUACACCCUAUCGUCACCGAAACUGUUUUAAAACCGAAAUAUCUGCUUUCUUCGGAUAUAAGAUGAUAAGACAACGUGACUUUCUAUCAAACGAGUAAAAUUAAACAUAUUUUGUGCAUUUUUUCUACAAAAUGUGUUUAAAUUUAUAAGACCAUCGAAAAUCAGUGUGAAAAAUGCAUGCAACUUAAGUGGCCAUUUUUACCCAGUGUGGCUUCUACAGGUCGCAAAGGAGUGCAUUUAAGAGCCGACAUCUCGAUAAGCCCGAAAUAGUAUACGACUAUGUUGCAUGAUGAUCAGUUUUACAGCCUCACCUAAGUAAUCCUUCCUUUUCGAAAACGCAUUUCGGAAUUUCGGCCAACAUUUCAUGAGAUCGGUCACUCACUGUGUACAAUAUCAGAAUUUUUACACAAAGAUUGAUAAGUUCCUUUCACAUAUCCUGUUACCUUUCUUCAUCCUUUUCUAAAUGCAAUGCUUUAGGACGAAGAAAGUGUCCGAGACCGUUUCAACGCUAGAAUUCUGAUUGGCUGGCUGCAGGACAUCAAGGACAACUUCCAGAAGGAAAAGGUUAGAUAGCAGUCUUUAGGCAUUCGCGGUGCCGAUUUAUUUUGAACCCAGCUUGCUCCGUCCUCCAACUGCCCCUCCACCUUCACUGCCCGUCUGCAUGCAAACCGUACACUUUCAUGACCGUUCUGUAUCACCAGCGUACCCUGAACUGCUCAACUAAGUGUUAAGCAUUUGGAUAGGAGAAGUUCUGACCAAGGUGCUGUUUACCAGACCCUUAUACGCUGUUAAGCACAUGCAAUGCUGCGCUAGCAUUCCAAAUUACAUGCAUUCCCUUUAGGUUAUUGGGCACGUGACACACAAACACGCAUGUACAUCAGUUAAUCCUACUCAGGCACCUAAACAUGAGGUGUGGGUACUAGCAUGGAAUGUUUCUUUAAUUUCGGCACCAUCAGUUUUCUUUUCUGUUUCGAGGCCAGCGUUCGUUUUGAAUGUGACGCCCAGAGAAGUCUCGCCACCCUGUUGGCACCCACUCCUUAACACUUCACUCCUGGAGCACGCUUUCAGUACUCGGAAGUUUAAAAAUAUUCGCACUGGAGGAUGCGAUGUUUUUGCAUCCGUGGUUAGAAAAGGUUGAUCUUGUUCGCGCGAUGACUUUUUCAACCAGCGCGAUAGAUUAUCUCCCCGUAAUAGUGUGCACAAGCCUCAUCUUAGUGGUUUCAGCGGUUGGAGACGUGUCAGCGAUGUGUCUAGUUUAAACCGGUCGACCAAAUUUCCUCACCCUCUUUCUCCCGUUUUUCUUCUUUUAGAGGAGACUUUUGUGUCGCCAGCUGCACGAAGCCGAAUCGCUAAUGAUGGUUCAGAAGUUAGACUGGGAGGUAAAACUUAAGGAAAUGCAUAUGUGUGACUGCAGAGCCAACGUCUUUGAUGAAAUUCCGUCUCAGCACGUGCCCCUUGUUGAGGUUCCCAAUGACUUUCCUCUCUUUGUUCAUGACCCCAUUUAG